Messenger RNA from Nicotiana tabacum (common tobacco), 1782 nucleotides. RefSeq names its product RNA-binding KH domain-containing protein PEPPER. Gene Ontology annotation, molecular function: RNA binding. The record is from RefSeq and is a predicted model, not a curated record. Lineage: Eukaryota; Viridiplantae; Streptophyta; Magnoliopsida; Solanales; Solanaceae.
ACAUACAUGAUAUUUAUAAAGUAUUACUAUUUCAGUUCAAGUUCUCUUUUCGCUAAAAUCAAACCCUCGAAUCGAAAGUAGAAAGAAACACAGUCGCAAAACUCUCUUUUUCGCUCUCCACUCUCUCACUUUUCUUCUUCUUUGCCCGCAAACCCCUACAAAACCCAGUCCAUCACAUUUAUCAAAUGGUUUCUUCUGAAGUAACUGCCUCACAAACCGAGUCCUUUCCUCCGUCAAAUCAAGAGCCGCCGUCUUCGGUGGCUCCGCCGCCGACGGAAUUAGUCGCUGUAAAAUCUGAGGAUGCCGAGUCAUUUCAGCCGUCAAAUCAACAGCCACCACAGACGGAAUUAGCCGCUGUAAAAUCUGAGGAUACCGCCGAAACUGGAAGUGAUAACAACAACAACAACAACGGAGACGCCACGGCGGCAGCGCCCGCGGUUGUGCUGAAAUGGCCGGGCUGGCCUGGAGACAACGUGUUCCGGCUAGUAGUGCCAGUUCUGAAAGUCGGUAGUAUAAUUGGACGUAAAGGCGAGCUUGUGAAGAAGAUGUGUGAAGAGACUCGCGCUCGUAUUCGCGUCCUCGAAGGCCCUCUCGGCAAUGCCGAUCGCAUCGUCCUAAUAUCUGGAAGAGAAGAUCCAGACGCGCAAGCAUCACCUGCAAUGGAUGCUGCUCUAAGAGUAUUCAAGCGUGUUGCUGGACUAAGCGAUGGUGAUCCAGGAGCAGUAGCUGCUGGUGCAGCAUUUUGUUCUUUAAGGUUACUGGUGGCGUCAUCGCAAGCCAUUCACUUGAUUGGGAAGCAAGGUUCUACAAUCAAAUCAAUCCAGGAAAGAUCUGGUGCCUCCCUGCGAGUGUUAUCUGAAGAUGAUGUGCCUCCUUAUGCCACUUCAGAUGAGAGAAUUGUUGAAAUUCAUGGAGAGGGCUUGAAGGUGCUUGAUGCUCUGGAGGCGGUAUUGGGACAGCUGAGAAAGUUUUUGGUUGAUCAUAGUGUGAUACCUGUAUUUGAAAAGACGUGCAAUGCAAAUAUCUCUCAAGAUCGGCCGGCGGAAUCCUGGGCUGAUAAAUCACAGUCCUCAAAUCUUCCACCUUCUGUUCCUGCACCUACAUCCCAAGCUCUGACAGUUUCUGAUUAUUCUCUUUCCAUGAACCGAGACACUUACUUACUUGAUCGCGAAGCCACUCCGGACUUUAAGCUCCGGCCCUCUACGCUAUCUCUGUAUGGACAGGAUCCUGGACUUGGUGGCUUGCGUACUUCUGUAGCUGGUCGAACUGGUCCCAUAGUAACGCAGAUGACAAAGGUAAUGCAAGUACCCCUGUCGUAUGCUGAGGAUAUCAUUGGUAUUGGUGGAGCCAACAUAGCAUAUAUUCGCCGCACGAGUGGGGCAAUUCUUACUGUGCAAGAGAGCAGAGGCUUACCUGAAGAGAUAACUAUAGAGAUUAAGGGUACCUCGUCUGAGGUUCAAACGGCCGAACAGCUUAUUCAGGAAUUCAUUAGCAACCACAAAGAGCCAGCCCCGAGCUUAUAUGGGACGGGUGAGAGUGGAUUUGGUUCUUUUUCUCGUUUCAGUGACUCCUAUUCAUCAUCUUCGUUUCAAUCUCAGCGCUUAGGGGGAUAUGGAUCUUCUAGUAUAGGAGGAUACAACAGUUUUAGAUACUAAUCGCGAGUAGGCUUUGGAAUAGUUCCUGAGAGGUUCUCUUUUACAACUUCUGGAACCCUACUUUAGAAUGGAUUCAUGUAUGUAAUUAACUUUCUUAAAUCUAAUGAGAAGUUAGUAUUGAAACCUA